GCCGCGGGCUGGCUGACGUCACGGCGGGGCCUGGGCGGUGAAAAGGAAAGCAUGCGGCUGCCCGGCCUUUUACGCGCUGGGCGGCUGUGUCGGGCCAUGAGCCGGUGCGUUUUGGAGUCUCGGUCCCCGGGCAAGCGGUGGCUGGUGGUCGGCCUGGGGAACCCCGGACUGCCCGGCACGCGACACAGCGUGGGCAUGGAGGUGCUGGGACAGCUGGCGCGGCGGCUGGGCGUGGCGGAGAGCUGGGCGCGCGACCCGCGCUGCGCCGCGGACCUCGCCCUGGCCCGGCUCGGGGAUGCUCAAGUGGUCCUGCUUCGGCCGCGCCGGCUCAUGAACAACAACGGGCUCAGCGUGGCCCGGGCCGCGGAGCUGUAUGGGCUGACUGCCGAGGAGGUCUACCUGGUGCAUGACGAGUUGGACAAGCCCCUGGGGAAACUGGCUCUGAAGCUGGGGGGCAGCGCCAGGGGCCACAAUGGAGUCCGUUCCUGCAUUAGCUGCCUCAACUCCAAUGCCAUGCUGCGACUGCUGGUGGGCAUCGGGCGCCCGAUGCACCCUGGUGCAGUGCAGGCUCACGUGCUGGGCCGCUUCUCCCCUGCUGAGCAGGAGCUGCUGCCCCCGUUGCUGGAGCGUGCCACUGACCUGCUCCUGGACCACAUCCAUGCACGAAGCCAGAGGCCCUUAAUGGUCCCCUGAUGCCAGCGGACACUGCUGUGUCCAGCCACAUCCACAGAGCUGCCACGCCAACGUGUGGAAUCCACUCUUUAUACAACUCUUUUUCUCUGGGCUGCCCGGGCUGCCUACGGAAUAAAGGGGGGACUAUGGCCAGAAUGGUCCAUGUCUGGGGUUGGGGGAUUGCUCUUGUCUCUGUCCUACUUGGGAUGCAGGAAAACUUCAGGAAGACUGAGCUUUUUGAGCCUUUUUGGAGAACUGGAGGCAUGCAUCUGUAAGAUUAAAGAGGCAGGCUUGGAA
This is a messenger RNA of Choloepus didactylus (southern two-toed sloth), 969 nucleotides long. RefSeq names its product peptidyl-tRNA hydrolase 1 homolog (gene PTRH1). Gene Ontology annotation, molecular function: peptidyl-tRNA hydrolase activity. The transcript is spliced from 5 exons. The record is from RefSeq and is a predicted model, not a curated record. The coding region runs from base 52 to 693 and encodes 213 amino acids. NCBI's taxonomy places the organism in Eukaryota, Metazoa, Chordata, Mammalia, Pilosa, Megalonychidae.